CAGACACUAGACUCCCUCACCACUUUUCCAAGCCAAGAAGAUAGCUUUACCACCCCAGCAUGUCCUCAGACAUGCAGCCGUGUGAUGAAGCGGACCAACUAACUGCUAGAAAACACGGGGCGAGGGAAACCGACGGCACGAGGAGCAGGAAAGCCUGAGAGGGCCUCCCAGUUCCCCUCAUCGUAAGACUUCUACCUGGACUGAACACAAUGGAGACUGUUUGACUGUGGAAGUGGAGGUUUACUGUACAGUAGCUCAGCAGGCCCCAUCACCCCUUCAUGAUAUGCAGUGAGCCCAUGCCCCUAACAGUGGCGUGGUCAGCAGGGCUGCUGCAUCGAAGCAGUGGUUUGUGUGCCGCGCGAGAGGGGGGCAUCUCCCAGAGGACUGUCGGGUCAGUGCGGCGAAGAGCGCGCCGGCUUCUCGGCGGGGAUUCGACCUGAGAGGGAGGCGGUGGUCGGGCCGGCAGAGCUACCUGUUAAUCCCCCUCCAGUUAGCGAUGUGCCUGCAACGGGACAUGGACAUUACAGAAAAUGCUUGUUACCACGAAUCAAGAAUGAAGACCAUAUCACCAAGAACAGGCACAGAGGCAAUUCAAAGCCCAAAUUCCAACUGAAAAGAAGAACAUCACCGGGAACAAAUGCAAUGGAGAUGUUCAACUUCACCAACUACACCUACUGGAAUGCCUCUGACGGCAAUGAAACGGAGCCGGCCAAUCAACCCGAGAGCAAAUACAAGACCGUGGAGGUGGUGUUCAUCGUGCUGGUGGCCGGAUCCCUCAGCCUCGUCACCGUCAUUGGAAAUAUCCUGGUCAUGCUCUCCAUAAAGGUUAACAGGAACCUGCAAACUGUCAACAACUAUUUUCUGUUCAGCCUUGCAUGUGCAGACUUAAUCAUCGGGCUGUGUUCCAUGAACCUGUAUACGGUCUACAUAGUGAUUGGUUAUUGGCCCUUAGGGCCGGUGGUGUGUGACCUGUGGCUAGCCUUGGACUACGUGGUGAGCAAUGCAUCUGUAAUGAACCUGCUCAUCAUCAGCUUUGACAGAUACUUCUGUGUUACAAAGCCCCUGAGCUACCCUGUCAAAAGAACCACCAAGAUGGCAGGGAUGAUGAUUGCAGCUGCCUGGGUCCUGUCAUUCAUUCUGUGGGCGCCGGCCAUCCUUUUCUGGCAGUUCAUCGUGGGAGGGAGGACAGUGCCGGAGAGGGAGUGCUACAUUCAGUUCUUCUCCAACGCGGCUGUCACCUUCGGCACGGCCAUUGCGGCCUUCUACCUACCAGUCAUCAUCAUGGUCAUCCUCUACAUACAGAUCUCCAUAGCUAGUAAAAGUCGCGUGAAGAAGGACACCAGAAAGCCCUCCGGACCCAAUCCGGAGGCCCUGUCGCCCAAGCAGGCGAGGGGCGGUCACGCUGCCAAGCCAAACAACAACAACGUGACAGCGGAGGACACAUCGAGGGCAUGCCAGACCCAGACCACUGACAGUGUGGCCAACCAGCACGAUGGCAGGCUGCAGAACGGCAAGGGCCUGACCACCGCCGGCGGGGAGGGGGAGACUGAGGGUGAGGACAGGGGCAGGGAGAACUGUGCCCACGGAGAGGAGAAGGAGAGCUCCAAUGACUCCACGUCUGGCAGCGUAGCGGCAAUCCAGAGGGACGAGGAGGCAGCGCCAUCCAGAGCUAACUGCACCGUCGAGGCUAGCCAGCCGCCGACUCGCCACCGGGCCAAAGCGGGCGGCUCCAAACUCACCUGCAUCAAGAUCAAGACCAAGUCGGACAAGGGGGACUGCUACACCCCCUCCAACGCCACAGUGGAAAUCGUCCCCGCCACUGACAAGCAGAACCACGUGGCGAGGAAAAUCGUGAAGAUGACCAAGCAGCCGCCAAAGAAGAAGAAAGCGCCGCCGUCUCGGGAGAAGAAGGUGACCCGUACCAUCAUGGCCAUCCUGGUGGCGUUCGUGGCCACCUGGACCCCCUACAAUGUCAUGGUGCUCAUCAACACCUUCUGCUCCAGCUGCAUCCCAAGCCCGGUGUGGACGAUUGGCUACUGGCUGUGCUACAUCAACAGCACUAUCAACCCUGCCUGCUAUGCCCUCUGCAAUGUCACUUUCAAAAAGACUUUCAAACAUCUGCUCCUUUGCCAAUACAAAAACAUUAGGUCAGCUAGAUAAAUAUAGUAUGUUUGUGUGGGUGUGUGUUUGUGUGGGUGUGUGCGGGCUAGCGCGCACAUGUGUGUGUCUAUGUCUGUGUUUUUUUAAUAGGUUAUUUUUAUUUGUUCCUGGUUGAUUACUCCUUUGAUAGCCUGUUGUAGCACUUUACACAAAUCCGUCUGCAGCCAGUUGGGUACAAAUGAGUGGGAGAUGAUUUGAUUUAACAGUGCAGGAUUUGACAGGACUGGUCCUGGGAGUGUUGAAGUUCACAUUGGCAAGUGUAGAAAGGCUAUAAGCUUAAUGUGUUUAAUGAUCCACAACAAUAAUACACUUUUCUAUCAGCAUGUGAAGCACCAGUUGAAUUCUUCUCUAAAGCACACACAAGAACACAUAUCCUGGCAGAGACCAUGUCUGCUGUUACUAUCCAAGGUCUGUGAUGCAACUGCUGAGACAUAAGACUGACAAAGAAGCGCAGAGCCAGGAGAACAAAUAGAGGAAAAAUGAAAGAACACCUAAAGAGCUCUGCACUGCACAAGACAAAUUCAAAGGGAAAAUAGGGCUGACUGAAUUCGCAAACCUCUGGUUUGAAACUCAGUUUAAAAAAGACACUUGUAUAUAAUUGUAUAUAUCCAUGUACAGUAGGCUCUACAUUUUCAGUGUUGUGUGUGUGUGUGUGUGUGUGUGACAGCAUUCUCUCUGUUUAUGAUAUUCUGUGCUGAAGUCGUACCAAGUGGAGCAGCUUGUCAGAAUUGCCUCUCUGGCAUGUUCAUAUAUAAUUGCGUAGCAUUGCUGGGAGUCCUCCGAUCUCCAGGGAUGGGCCAUGAGGGUCUCCUGAAGGGCAUUGCAGGACAAGUCAAGUGAGGUCACCGCUCACCACAGUGUAGGACCACAGGUUAGGGAACUUGGUGUGAAAUAGUGUGUUCUUUCCACCAAACAAAAGGAAAAUCAUAAACAUAAACAUUGAUUAUGUACGAAUACAUACAAAAAUGGUAUUGCUCAAUCGCCUGAUCUAAUUUCCCCUUAAUUUUCCUCAUCAUUUUAGAUGAGAAGCAAUUUGAUCUCAAUACAAUUCAUUACCAGUCUCUUAUGUUUAUGUGAUCAUAUCUAUUAAGAUUUUGUGAUAUAUCUUCCGUCAGAUUGUGUAGUGAUUCUUCAAGCUUGUAAAUUCACCUGGAUGGUAGCAGAGGCUUGCAAGGCAAAGCCUUACAAGUUCUACAGGAAGUCAUUUUGUGAUUUCCCAGUGACUAUUUCUGAGAAUGCUUCACAGGCAUGGGAAUGCUCAACGAGACGUGAUGUCACUGUGUUGCAGAUGUUCCAGGAAGUGUGGUGUGAUACUCACACAAGUAGCCACCUACGUAUUUAUGGUCUGAGAAAGUAAUGGAAAAAAGACAGGACUGUGUGUUUUCCUUUGUUGUAUCUUUUGGCGGCCUGUCUUAAGAGGUGGUUUGGAUUUGUUCGGUUCUGAGUAACCAGGAUGUAGAGUGAUUGGCAGUGUUUGUCAGAAAGGUGAUAUCUUCGUGAAUUAGAGGUUAUUUCUAAAUAUGUUUCUGUUGUUACCCAAAUAAUGGGGUUGACCAGGCUUCUAAUAAUCACAGGCCAUGGCUUUAUAAAUAAUAAGGGCUACUUGACGUUUGAUGUUGUAAAUCAUCUACAUUUUCAGGUUCAUCCCACUAACAGACAUUAGGGUGUUUACAGUACAGUAUAGGACUGUGUGUUUUAAUGUGAUCUAACGGAAACAACACAGUAUAAGGUAACACUUUCUAUUAAGUUGCCAUGUGUGACACAAUAAUAACACAAGAGCAAUGGUUGCUGUAGAAUUAGUAACCGUAGCCCACAACCAGAACAAGGUGUUUUUAAUAACAGAUUCCCCUAAAGAAUGUUAUUGCACGUGUGUAGCUAUUCAGGCCACUACCAUCAACUCCACAGUUCAUUAUUGUGUUAAAACCAUCUUGAUCUAAUUAUGUAAAUAGGUUAAGACCUUGUUAACACAAGAGCAUCAAGACAUACUGUCAUUAACUACUGGUUGUAUUCAGUAGGUAUGUAUCUGUGUUGUUAGCUGACUAGAGAUUAAACAUACAAGAACAUUGUAGUAGUUUCAUUGGAUACAUUUUAUUCAUUAGAAUAAACAGUUGGUAUCUAACCUAAACAGUUUAAUCGCUGGUAUCUGACCUGUUGAGUUGAAGGUAGCACCCCUGUAACACGUAAAAUGUGUUAUUCCAACCCUAGGCAUUAGCAAAAUAGGAAGUGGCUUAGGGCCCCUGACCUCUAGGGGACCCCACUCCUCUAGUGAGCCCGGGGUCAAUAGGGAAGAGGGGGCCUCCAAAAGGCUAGGGCCGGCCCUGAUUGCAUAAUUUUAUUUGCCUGCUGGAACAAAAAUGUUUUUAAUAGCAUCAAAAGUUAGAUAUGUGGAAUAUCAUUCAACAACUGAAUGUCUAACAGAAAAUUCCUUGUUCCAAUUAAGAUAUAUCUGAUUCGAUGGUUUCUUUCGUAACCCCAGUUCUAUGAGCUUCACGAUAUAGAACCAAAACAACCACAAUCCCAUGUUGUUACAGUAAAUAGUAAUAAGGGCAGCUUCAUAUAACGUCUUACCUAGUAGGAUGGUGAAAUUCCCAUGCAUUUGUGCCACAGUGUUUGUGUCCAUGCAUUACGUCCACACCGUGCGCUAAUCGCCAACAUAUUUCAUUAAUCGCUAAUAUGCUAAUGUAUUCCAAUUUAAUUAAUGAAUAUAAUUCGCCAUCGGAUGAUCGCCACAUCGAUUGGUAAGGGGGCUUAACAGAAAAUUAUGCCCGCAUUGAGCUGCCCCUUGAGGCUGUCUCCUUGAAGAGAUAUCUGGGACAGGGCUAUAAUGGAAACUCACCACAAGCCUGAUCAGAUUAUGAGAUGAUGUGGAACACCUACAUUGGAGAUUAAAGAUUGGCCAUUACACGCUUGGUUUACACAGCACAUCCAUGCCCCACUUAGUGUCCCACUCGCUGCUGAUCCAGUUAUGUGUGACGUCCCCUAUAUCAAGGCAUUGUUUAAAGGCCUGUGAAACAUAAGGAACAUUAUAUUUGCAUUUAUUAUCUCUCUCUCUUUCUGACAUACUUUGCCCCCCAGUUUCUCCUCCCCUCCAAUGUUACUCAUGACCAACAUUGUUCCCAAUAUUAUGAAAAUAAAAGACGACGCAACCUAAUGCAAAUGCACGAGAGGCGAGGAGAAAUGAGGCGAAAUGUUGGCCAUAAGUAAUUAUCAAUACAUGCCGAUUUUAAUGGAACUAGUGAGUGCAAAGGAAGUGCCCGAUGAGCGUGAACUGGAUCGUUGCCAUCUUCCUUAUUUAAAUGCAGGUUAGCCACUGGAAUCCUGCCAUGGGGCCGCAUAUAAUUCAGUCAAUCGGUUUGACUGCACGAGCACAGCAGCGUGCAUGAGGCAUCCAUCUAAGUUCACAAACCAGCCAUCCAUCGCGGUGAUAAGUGGACCCGUGUCUGGGUAUCAUCUGUCACAUGUCUCAGUAGUUGGCGGAAAAAGCAUCCUAGGUACCCAGAACGGAACUUCUGAUUAAUCUCAUGCUAAGCUGACGUUUCAGUGAUACCAGCAGGGAAGUAAGUACUCCAGCACAACUGGCGGUCUGGGCAUCUUGGCUUUUUUUUUAAUGUAGCCGUUUGUUUGAUGGAAAGUGACAGCCAUUUAUCACCUGUGGAGUGACAGGGUUCACCGCUCCCAGACAAGAUAGCCACUACUAACUGGUCUUUUUGCUGUUUUAAGUCGCGCUGAAAAGCAAACCCUCUUUAGUACUCCUCCCCUGUCAACAGCGCGUUUGUUAGUCUAAUGGGAAAAAAUCUAUCCAAUUCGGGCUUUGUCUUCUGAAUACAUAAUGUCCUAGCACUCUGAAUGGGAAAACGUUUAGGGGUUAAGAUGUGUUGAACAAUAGAAAGGCUAUGGAAGAGUGAUUUUUCUAAAUACAUUCUGAUUUAUAUAUACAGACGGCAAAAUUGGAACAUGGUAUUAUUGGCUGUAUUUAUGAUGGUCAUGAGUGUCAUCAAAAAAUAUAAAGUAAAUGAUUGCAGGGGAGGAGUGAAAAUAUAAGUAUAAGUAAUUUGGAAGCUGAGGAUAAUUAAGUGGCCAUGGACACCAGAGUUAACAUCCCUACUCAUACAAUAAGAUCUAUGGGAUCUGUCAUGACCACAGAGAGUCAGGACACCUCUUUAACAUCUCAUCAGAUAGCAACUCCUUAUGCAGGGCAAUGUCCCCUCACUUUUCUGGGGCAUUGGGAUUUGAUCAUUAGACCAUAAGAAGGAGUGCGUCCUACUGGCCCUCCAUCAGUAAUUACAGCAUAAUUUGGUCUCCCAUUUACGAGACACCAUACCACGACCAAGGCAGCAUGCUACGUUACCAACUGUCAAAUAGCACGAUAGUAAUAUCAUGACUUAAUUUUACUGUAGGUUAUGUUGCCUCAUCAUUUUGUGAAGCAGCGCUUAUUCUUGGAAAAUGUUAUUUUGAAAUGAUAGGUCAAAUAUUUUCACUUUCAAAUAUGUUUUUGCAAUGAUAGGUGUUUUCACAGUGUCUCAUAGCACUUGCAGUGACAAUGUGUACAGUCCUGAAAAGCCUGCCAUUGUAGUCAUGGUUGCAGAGAGGUGACCUGUCAUCAGGAUUCACAACAGCCUCUCAAGUCUAAGCAGAUCGCUUUGUAUAGACCAGAUUUUGACUGUCAGCCACAGCUCCCGGUAUGCAAUUGAAAAUAAAUAUACAGUACCACUGAAAUGUUUGCACACACUUCCCCCUUCAUUUGAGUAGGUGUGUCCGAAAUGGUGACAGGUAGUGUAUAUAUAUAUACACACACAGAUUUAUUACAAAUGUGCGGAUUCAUUUAUUAAUGUACAAGGGGCCUUAUUCCACGGUUUUCACUCCUCAUCACGUAAACAUUGUCUCCAUGGCAUCAAAAAAUCAUCAUGUGCUGUCUGAGCUAGCUGGGCUCCACUUCACACGGCUUGUUUCAAAGGGCUAAACCUUUAUAGGGAGAUUUAUUUCUCACUGAAUGUAUGAUUGUGUUUUCUGCUAAUUAUUUAUUUCUUAGUUUACUAGUUAUUUUGAAUUGUAUAGUUUUGUUUUUGAUAGUGUGUACAAAAAACAAAGUGUGACAAAAAAAAUAAAAAUCAAGGUUUUAGUGUGUUGGACUGUUCUUGAGCAAAGGGGCGUUGCCCAUUGAGGUGGGAGUGGUUUCUGUCUGUUUCCACUUGAGAUUGUUGGACUGCGGUUGUUACAAGGCUAUGUGACAUGUAUAUAAAACAGACAAAAUAUUGCCACCAUGUAUAUUUGACAAGUGCCUUAUUACCUACCUGCCAUUUACUAUUUUUAAAAUGGCUCUAUGAUUUUUGACCUGAUACUUUCUUGGUUCAGAAGUGUACUUUCAGUUGAUUAGUAAAUCUACGUUACUGUAGGUGGUGGUGACAGUCAUUGGAACUGAGAAGCACAAUAUUUUUUUAAAUCCCAAUAGAAUGACGGUAAAAAGGUACAGUAUAGGUUGAGUGAAAAGGGGAAAACCCCUUAGUCUAAUUCAUCCCUGGAGGUCUGGAGGGUUCUUUUACACAUGGUUGUGUCCGUGUGAAUGUGUGUGUGUGUGUGUGUGUGUGUGUGCGCAUACUUUUGUCCAUCUGUCCAUCUGUCUGCAUGUGUCAAUGUAUAAUAUAGUAAUGUUGUGUGGUUGGAUGUAUCCUUUGUAAGAGAACCAUAGCAUGUGAAAGCAUCUGGCACGUGGCAUCUGGAAAUCAGACAACUCUAAGACAACACAAGCCACACAUUGCAUUCAGGGAGAAAAAAAAAAGGAAAGGAUACAACAGACAUCGAACACACGUGUCUCUGUCCUAACAUUCCCCAUUUGAACAGUGUCUCAGGAGCAAGUGGCUUACAAAGACGCACUCUGAAAAAUGAACACAAGACAUUUAUUUUUGCCUAAACACACGUGUUACCACAAUAUGAUCAUCACACUCUACAUUUUCUAUUACAUUUUAUAAAGCUAUCGAUUAUAUUGUUGUACGAGUACUGAAUUGGAAGUAAUACAUUGUUGCAUUACAUUACUACAAUACAAUCAAUGUGCGAACAAUAUGGAGGUAAAUAAAGACAAUGUUAAGUGGAUGAGAAUAACAAAAGCAAUUCUGAGCGUGUGAUUUCUAAAGAAGGAACCACUGCCUUGUGAAAUGUAAAACUGAAGUUAAACAAGAAUCAAAUGUUCAUGUUUCUUUUUUAAUUCUGCCCCAUGUUUGAAUUUUGUGAAACCAUUCGAGAAUCCAGAGGUAACCUGCUGUAUUGGCAGAGAGAAAUAGCACUUCAUCACAAACAAUGAAAACCUGACUAUCAGCCAAUAAUGUGAGAAUAUGGGAUUCAUUUUGGCUCAACUCGUAAAUGAGUGAUGAAGGACAAGAGACACAGACUCCUUAGGGAGAAGCUGAAAGACCAGCCGCAAAAACAUGAAGUAUACUGUUGGAAACCUCUGGAUUCUUUGAGAUAUCUGAGGAUUUUUGUUUUUGUUUUACACAACCACAGUCUUUUCUCAAAAUAAGUAAUCAUUUGCAAAUGUAAAAACUUAAUAGAAACUAUAAAAACCUAUUGUGUUUCAAAUGUACAUAUAGUGUACAGUGGUAAUUUUCCAGUUGCGUAAGUAUGUAAACCUCACUAUUGUGCCCUCAUCCACUGUGGCUUGUGGCUUCUCAUGUGGUAGAUACA
Esox lucius (northern pike) is the source of this 8835-nucleotide messenger RNA. RefSeq names its product cholinergic receptor, muscarinic 2a (gene chrm2a). Bases 643 to 2160 code for a protein of 505 amino acids. The transcript has 5 exons. NCBI's taxonomy places the organism in Eukaryota, Metazoa, Chordata, Actinopteri, Esociformes, Esocidae. Gene Ontology annotation, molecular function: G protein-coupled acetylcholine receptor activity; G protein-coupled serotonin receptor activity. Gene Ontology annotation, biological process: chemical synaptic transmission; regulation of heart contraction; adenylate cyclase-activating adrenergic receptor signaling pathway. The record is from RefSeq and is a predicted model, not a curated record. Gene Ontology annotation, cellular component: plasma membrane; dendrite; synapse.